AUGAUGCCGGCACUCAUGGGAGGCGUCCUUCCUGGACCCCCUCCUGCCACCUAUCACACCGAUGCCUUCUUUGAUGAUCUGUCAAGACAAAUGGCCGCUUCUCAGGCGUCACGAAGGUUAUCCCGAGGCUCCAGUGGACAGCAACGGAACGGAGGCGUGAUGCGCGUGGCAAAGCCCACCAGUGCCAACAGCAGCCCGAGGUCAACAUCGGCGAGGAGAAAGACUGUGGUGAAUGAUGGAAACUUGGCAAGGCGGAGGCAACAGCCCAUGGACCAAGUCACCAUGCCCGAAUAUGCCUCUCAGUCUCGACCGAGCCGUCCUCUCAGCUGGCACCCUCACACCUUCCAACACCAACAACAAAAGAUGCCUGUUGCCCAGCACAUGGCUUCGUAUCCGUUCCCGCCUACUACCUCAUAUGACACCGACAGCUACCGCGCCUAUCAGCAAUUCCCGCCAACCCCGGCGUCUUACUCGUGCAACACUUCGCCGGUUGCCUCAUUCUCCCCUCUUUCUCUGCCGUUCGGCACCUUCGACAGCUCGGCGUAUCUGCCUGUCGAAGGCUGGAAUGCUCCCCAUCAGACACCUCCAGCAUACGUCUCAUCAGAGACCACUGGAUACGCAGCAGAGCCCUUUCCGGGUCUGCCCACCACCCUGCCGGACCUCACACCUUCCACGUCCACACACUGGAACUCGUACUCGUUGAACGGCUUCACCAGCACAUCUCCUCCCACGCCCGAGACGCUGCCGCAGGCUCAGCAGCCCCAACCCGUUGUCCCCAACGAGGACAACAUUCCUUAUCAACCUCUGGAUGAGCCCGAGGAGGAAGGCGAGAUCCUGGUCGGCAUGGGUCUGUACGACGCGCCAGACAAAUACGACCAAGACCCCCAGCUCGACGCUUCUCGGUCCGCCAUGUCUUCCCUGCUUGGCGCGUCGUACCGUCCCCGCGAAGCUACUGGCAAGGGUCUGAAGUUGGAGGAGUCGUGGCAGCCUCCUGAGAGCGAUGACGAAGAAGAAGCCGAACAGGAUGAUGCCGACGGCGAGGACUCGGAUUAA
Messenger RNA from Colletotrichum higginsianum IMI 349063, 1053 nucleotides. RefSeq lists its product as uncharacterized. The coding region runs from base 1 to 1053 and encodes 350 amino acids. Lineage: Eukaryota; Fungi; Ascomycota; Sordariomycetes; Glomerellales; Glomerellaceae. The record is from RefSeq and is a predicted model, not a curated record. The transcript has a single exon.